Messenger RNA from Lodderomyces pseudojiufengensis, 2439 nucleotides. RefSeq lists its product as uncharacterized. NCBI's taxonomy places the organism in Eukaryota, Fungi, Ascomycota, Pichiomycetes, Serinales, Debaryomycetaceae. Gene Ontology annotation, molecular function: telomeric repeat DNA binding; Hsp90 protein binding. Gene Ontology annotation, cellular component: cytosol. The transcript has a single exon. Gene Ontology annotation, biological process: telomere maintenance via telomerase; protein stabilization. Bases 1 to 2439 code for a protein of 812 amino acids. The record is from RefSeq and is a predicted model, not a curated record.
AUGAUUAAUGAAGAUGUUGAAAUUUUAAAAAAUUAUCCAUCAUUAGAUCAACUUAAGGACAUUUUACAGAGGUACCCAUCACCUUCAUUUUCAAUAAUUAGUGCUUUAUUAAAUUAUACAAUUCCUCAAAUUUAUAAAUCUUUACCAAAUGAGUUGCAACAAAUUAUAAAUUCAAAAUUUCAAACAUUAAUUGGAUUUGGAAACUUGAUAAGUAUAAUAUCAAAUUUAAAAAAUGCAGUGAACUCUCAAAAUGAAUUGAUUUUAUUUAUGAAUAUCUUACAAGAUGUUGUUAAUGAUCAUUUGUUAUCAAAUUUAUUAAAAUCAAAUAAACAAGUAGAAAUAAGAGAAAUUGAUAAAUUACUUUUCAAAGGUCAAUUGUUAUCAGUUGUCAAUGAAAUUGUAUUACAGAAUAAUAUAGAGAUAGUGAAUCCUUAUUUAAAAUCUACUGAAUCAUAUUUCAAGUAUCUUAUAAAUUCAGUGCUUAAACUAUACACAUCAUCUAUCGAAGUUCCAGAAGUAUUUAUUCAUUCCAUUUUAAAUUUCAGUAAACCAUCAUUCAAUUUAUUCUUUCAAACAUUUUUCCAAAUUCAGAACUGGGAUUACUUUCUAAGCACAUUCGAUAAUCUAAAAUCAUUUCAGAAAAAGGAAAUAAUCAAAAAGUUUUAUACAAUCUAUUUAAUAACAAUUGUAAAAGAAAACAAUAUAAUACCACUAUUUAAUAUCCUAGGAUUUACAAAUAUAUAUAUUGAUGAAAAUUUAUGUGAAAAUGCAGUUCGAUCAUCAAAUCGUACAUUAUUACAACUAAUAUCAAUUAUACUUACAAAAAAUCCUAAAAUUGAAAAUAUAACUCUUUCUCAAAUUAAAAAAUGGUCUGAUCCAAUAUAUAUAAAAAAUGAACCAAUAUCAAUCCAAGAAUCAAGAACAUUUUUCAUUGCUCAAUUAUUAGCUUACCAACGGAGUAGUGAAUUUGUUAAGGAAUUAACUAAGAAUAAAAUAUGUUUAGAAGCAAUAAGUAAUAGAUUAUCAUCAUUUUCAAAUAAUGUAAAGGCAUUAGGUGUAAUAUUGGCUGAUUAUAUUUGUGAAUUAAAUGGUGAUGAAAAAAUUUUUAAAUCUACUAAUGUUUCAAAUGAUUUUGUUAAUUUAAUAAAAGAUCCAAUACCAGUUGAAAAUAUGUUGACUGAAGAAGCUUGGAGUUUGCUUAGUUCUGAGAAACCAGAAUCAAAUAACACUCCCACGAAACCUUCAACUCCAGAUCAAUUAAUAGUACAAGACAUAAUCCAAGAAGAUAAUUCAGAUGAUGAAGAUGGUUCAUUACCUCAAAAAUCUAAAAUUCCAGAUCCUAUAUAUAUCAAGGAUUUACUUGAAUACCUCAACGUAGAUACAAAAAAUUCACAAGCUUAUGAAAUGAGAAGAUCAGCAUUAAACAAUGGUCCUACAUUAUUAAGACAAAAAUUUCGAAUGGGAAAUGAAGUUGAAUUUUAUUCAAAAGAUCUUUUGAGUAAUUUAAUUGGGUUAGAUAAUUUUUUUAAUGAUUCUGAUUUUCAAGAUUUGAAAUUAGUAAAUUUAGUAGCUAUUAUUGUUACAAACCCUCAAAUAACUUUUUAUUUCUUUGAGUUAUUAUUAACUGGUGAUUAUUCUUUACAACAACGUUUGAUGAUAUUAUCUGCAACUUCAUUAGCUGCGAGAGAAUUAAGAGGAUUAAAAGAUGAUAUAAUUGUAAAUUCAUAUACUAAAAAGGAAUUUGCAACUAAAAAAUUACCAACAAAUUUACAUAAUAAAUAUAUGCAGCAUGAAACAAACUACCUAAAUCAAAUUGAAAAUAAUUUACAAAAUUCAUUAAUGGAGAAACCAUCAAUUCAAGCACGAGAUGAAAUAUUAGGUAAAGGUAAGCUAGUUAGAAUAUCAAAAUCAUUAACUAAAAAAUCAAACAAUGAAUUAGAAACAAAUACAAAACCAAUAAUCCCAAAUUUUUUUAAAAUUAUAGGAACUAAUUUCUUUUUCCCCUUAUUAAAUGUAUGGUAUGAAUCAGGUAUAAUAGAUAUAGGACAUUAUUCAACAAUAUUUAUAGCACAUUAUUUAAAGACAUUAACAUUGUUAAUUCAUGUAUCUUAUCCAUCAUCUACUCAAUUAAAUGAUAUGAUAAAAGAAUAUUUAUUAUUAAGUUGUAUAAUAAUCAAGAAAAUUUCCCCCGAAGAAAUUCAAGUAUUAGAAAGUAUAAUAACUGGUAUUUUAUUAAUUUUUGAUAUUAACGAAGGUGAAUAUCUUAUAAGAAAUUAUGAUAAUGAAAUUUUAUUAAUUACGACUUGGUUAAGUAAUAUAUGGGAAUCAAUAAUUGAUGAUAAAAUUAAAAGUUUAGCUGCUGGUUUAUUAUUAAAAUUACAAGAUGUUACUACUAAAUUUGAAAGAACUUUAAUUGAUCAAAAUCAAGGUCUAUAUUAA